AUGCUAAAAUUCCGUUACGGUAAAUGCUACGGUGACAACACGCGGCAAAUACUUAAAGAAAUACGAUCCAAAGGACUUUUUAACAAGCCGCUGGAAUACAGGCCACGCGACUUUUACGAGCUGGACAAUAUGCCGCGGCGCAACGCGCCAGCUUCUGACGUCUACGACGGCGUCAAGCACCGACAGCCCGUCUACAUGACCGGCUACACGGGCUAUGUACCAGGAAUGCACUUCAGAUAUGGCAAAUCGUACGGCCGGGCGGCGGACGACUGCAUGGCCGAUUUUACGGAAAGCCAACGCGAACUUAAACGCAAAACGGACUUGAAUAAGAGUUACGUGCGAUCCAGAAGUGCUCCAAAAAUGGAAACCAUACAUUCAAGGGACGAAAUAAGACGUGACUUGAGUAGAUUCAGAGAAAUCAAUAAAUAUAAAGACCACACAAUCUCACCAGAAUUUCCGCCGAUAGCGGGAUACACGGGACACAUACCACGCAUAAAGGGAUCGGAAGCGUCACUGAGCCAAAGAUACCAUUGCGCUGCGAAACGCGGCUUGGAACUCAUCAAAAUGGAGAGGGACAAACGGAAGGAGCUGCACGAAGCCGACGUCAACAUAAAAUCCAUUCUGAAGGGAGACAACAAGAAGUAUUCCUAUUGGAAUUGGGGA
Messenger RNA from Iphiclides podalirius (scarce swallowtail), 663 nucleotides. NCBI's taxonomy places the organism in Eukaryota, Metazoa, Arthropoda, Insecta, Lepidoptera, Papilionidae. The record is from the annotation of a GenBank genome assembly.